Molecule: messenger RNA, 729 nt
Organism: Ichthyophthirius multifiliis
Lineage: Eukaryota; Ciliophora; Oligohymenophorea; Hymenostomatida
Product: phosphonopyruvate decarboxylase, putative
Exons: 3
Molecular function (GO): thiamine pyrophosphate binding
Source: RefSeq, a predicted model, not a curated record
AUGUUUUUAUUUAAAACUUUCUUAAACAUCUAAAAAUCAUAAUUUCUUAAAAAAUUUCAAAAUCGUUGUUAAUUCACCGCUUCCCGUGAAACCGAAGAGCCGCCCUAUGAUGAAUUAACACGUGAUUUUUUAAACCCUAAAGACUUCUACGAUCUCCUCUAAUAGAACGACAUAACAUUUUACACAGGCGUUCCUGAUUCACUCUUAGAGGACUUCUGUGCCUACGUAACUGACAAAUGCGACCCUAAAAACCACAUAAUUACCGCAAACGAAGGAUCUGCUUUAGCAACAGCCGCUGGAUAUCAUUUAGCGACAAAUAAGGUGCCUUUAGUAUAUUUAUAGAAUAGUGGUUUAGGGUGGAGAGGUGAGCCUGGUAAGAAAGACGAGCCCUAACACCUAGUUUAGGGUUAAACAAUGAACAGUUUAAUAACUGAAAUGGGUAUAUAAUUUGAGGUUUUGCCUGAUUUUAUUGAAGGAGCGACCGAAGCUAUUGAGAGUGCGAUUUAACAUGCAAAAAAAAGAAAACACCUUAUGCUUUAGUAGUUAAAAGGCAAUGCGCACGAUAGUGUAGGAGGUUAACCUACAGCAGCUUCCAAUGUUGAUUUUUGUAAAUUAGCCCUUAGUUUAGGUUAUAAUAAUGCUUAUUUGGUUUAAAAUGAAAAUUAAUUAAGCGAAAUUAUCUAAAAAUAAGAUACGAAGAUGGGCCAAUAUUAGUUGAAGUUUAAGUGA